This is a messenger RNA of Micropterus salmoides (largemouth bass), 4280 nucleotides long. RefSeq names its product v-myb avian myeloblastosis viral oncogene homolog-like 2a (gene mybl2a). Gene Ontology annotation, molecular function: protein dimerization activity; DNA-binding transcription factor activity, RNA polymerase II-specific; RNA polymerase II cis-regulatory region sequence-specific DNA binding. Gene Ontology annotation, cellular component: nucleus. The transcript is spliced from 12 exons. Bases 304 to 2952 code for a protein of 882 amino acids. The record is from RefSeq and is a predicted model, not a curated record. NCBI's taxonomy places the organism in Eukaryota, Metazoa, Chordata, Actinopteri, Centrarchiformes, Centrarchidae. Gene Ontology annotation, biological process: regulation of DNA-templated transcription.
ACUAACUGUUCUCAACGUUUCCCCAAGCAUGUUCAUGGGAACAAGUAAGCUAGCUUGAAGUUCCACCAAGUUGGAAUUUAAAUGAACUAGUUUGUCACUCAUUUUUGAACAAUUAAUUGCAACAAUUUAGUUUUUCUGAUUUGUGCAGUGCACUGUUUUGAUAUUUAGUGGAACGCUUCAUAUUUAUGUCGAGGGAUUAAAGUUGUUUGGUUUUAAGAACGUUAGCUAAUGUUAGCUUUUGGGUAACGUUAGUUAAGCUAGCUCGCUGCUGUUACAACAUCAGAAUCAGCUUUAUUUGCCAGUAUGGAAGAAGAGGGGGACAGUAACCUGUGCGUUGACACUGACUCGGACACAGCAGAGAAGAAGGAUGGUACCAAGUGUAAAGUCAAAUGGACUCAGGAAGAGGAUGAGAAUCUCAAAAUCCUGAUCAACAACUUUGGAAAAAAAGAUUGGAAAACCAUUUCCAGUUUUUUACCGGGACGUACAGAAUUCCAGUGUAUGCACCGUUGGAAAAAGCACCUGGAUCCUGAUUUAGUCAAGGGCUUCUGGUCCAAAGAGGAAGAUGAAAAGAUAGUAGAGCUGGUGGGCAAGUACGGCACCAAACACUGGAGUUUGGUGGCCAGGCAUCUAAAGGGGCGGCUUGGAAAACAAUGUCGUGAGCGCUGGCACAAUCACCUCGACCCACUGAUCAAAAAGAGCUCCUGGACCAAUGAGGAAGACCUCAUCAUCUACAAAGCCCACUCCAUUCUAGGAAACCGGUGGGCUGAGAUUGCCAAACUGAUCCCUGGAAGGACAGAUAAUGCUGUGAAAAAUCACUGGAACUCGACCAUCAAGCGUAAAGCAGAGUUGGGCCUAUACAAAGAUGAAGCGGACAGCAUUACCCUUGAUAUUGAGCAAUUUGUGGAAGGAGAGGUAGACUUCAAAUGUGAUGUUGUAUUGGACACUGAACCAGUAACUCCUAAACUGGUCAGGCCAGUGAAAGAGAAGCUGAAAGAGCGUCAGGAAGCCAAGCAGAAGACUGUUCUGCUUUCAAAGCCAUUAGCAUCCAGGAGAGAAUUCUCCUCCCCCAGUCCAUCCUUGCCCCCCAGUUCGAGUUCCAGUCCCAGCUCCAGCUCAGGCACCGCACCAGCAGCCGCACCGGUGGACCAGAAAAAGUUCACAGAAGCAGCGCUGAGGAUGAUCGCUGAAGACAUGCUGCCACUCAGUUUUGUUGAAGGCGCAGGCUUCAGGUCAUUCAUGAGCACCAUCAGACCUGAAUACAACAAGCUGUCUCAGCGUGUAAUGGGCCUACAUCUCUAUGAUAACGUGGAGAGAACUAUCAAGCCUCAGCUCAUCCGUGAUCUUAAAGCCUGCCUUGCCAAAACCAAAGAUGGUGAAGGCUCUAUCCAUGUGACCUAUGACCUCUGGGCAGGGAGUCCAUCCCAUCCAGUGGAUGAGCCCAUCGUAGUUGUGCAGCUCCACUUUGUCAGUGAUUCCUGGCAGAUCCGCCGUCCCAUCGUGGCCUUCCGUCACCUCAGCCACAAAGACCUGACCACUCUUGUGGCCAGGGAGCUUGAAGGUGUGCUGCUGAGCUUUGGCAUCUUUCCUUGCAACAUUGGGUACAUCCUUGCCAACCAGGCGAAAGAAGCCCUGGCUGGGAACAACUUGUUCUGCGACUACAAGAUCAUGUGCUCAUCCAACAGGGGAGAACCGGAUGGAGAUGAGAUAGUGGCAUUUUUGUCAGACCAGAUGUCUGAAACAGAGUCCCCCUUUUCAGAGCUGCAGAUUGGGACCAGGACCAGCUGUGUGGCCAAAACAUUGCAGCUGGUAAUAAGGGAGGCACUGAAGAACUCUAGGGUUGUGGAAAACCUGCUCUCGCAGGUCCAUAAUGUGGUGGCUUUCUUUAGGAGCAGCGCCUACUGGAGUGAGGUUUUGUUGAAGGAGUGCAACGUGUCCUUGUGCCCAUCAUCCAGUAACUGUCGCUGGAACUCAAUGAUGCUAUCUUUACGCCGUAUGGUGCAGGAGUCCGCCUGGAGCGCCAUUAUGACUCUCUUAGCCCAGGCUCGCAUAGAGGCUAAUGACACUGCCAGUGUUCCGCCUCUGGUCAUGGUCAAGAGGGAGCAAGUGAUUGACAUCCUGGGUCUCCUUGAGCCCUUUGGGGAGGCAUUGCAGGUUCUGCAAGGAACCGGAGUGACCAUCUCUUUCAUCAUACCUUGCCUCAUUGGCCUUGAUAAGACCAUGGAGAGCGUUGUUACCAACUAUACCCACUUCAGCAAGGCCCUGCGCACAGGCCUCCACACACACUUCCAGUCCCUGAUUCACCAGAAGGACGUGAUACUGGCUGCUGUGCUCGACCCUAGAAUCAAACUGCAGCCGUUUUCUGAUGCCAAACUGGAGGAACAGACAGGUUUCUUAACGCCUUUGUCGAAGUACCAGGCUCGCACCAUUGUGGAAGCCGCACUGGGAAGCCAAGAGGCCUCAGCAUCUCCCUCUGUAGAGGCAGAUGAAGAACAGUCAAGCAAGGAGUUGAAAGAGAAGCAGAAUGGUGAAGAGGAGAGCCAAGCCAACAUGCUGAUGGAGGCAUCUGGUGGCAGCUCAGACGACAACUGUGACAGAGUCGGCGAAAACGACCUCAAGCGCAAGUCCAUCUUUAACUUCCUCCAGCCACCUGCAAAGACCAUGAAGACGUCAGAGCUUGAUGUGUACCUAUCAGAACCGCUGUGGGAAAGCAACUCGAGCAUGUUGUACUGGAAAUCUGCUACUCGGUUCUCCCAGCUCCAGGGCAUCGCCAAGAAGCUGCUGGCAGUACCGGCCACCUCAGGGGGCUUCGACCGCUUGUGUCCGAUGGCAGCGUGUAUUGUACGAGCCAAGAGGAACCGCCUGCCCCCUCACACCACAGAGAGACUACUUUUGUACAAAAACUCUGUAAAGACGAAGACUGUUAAAAAGCCCAGCGGGGUCACCAAACACUAAUGGGUCAAGUGAAAAUUGGGUCUGGUUAUUCUGUCCUUCACAAAUGCAGAAACUCCCCACCCUUACUAGAGAAUGUGCUUGCACACCCACUGGACACCAACCCCGCCCAAUGAAAUUUCUUAGAACAACUAACUGAAUUUACCAUUGUUUAUGACUUGCAGUAGUAGUCAACAGUAGCAAAAUAUAUUUAAAGUAUAUUGAAAAUGAAGCCAGUGUAUUGAGAAUGUCUUUUGUUGAAAUAAUAAGAUACAGCACAGUGGCAACCCAGCAGGCCACUACUGUAGAACUCAAACUGUAAUUUCUCUGUGGCUAGUGGAUUCAUGACUGCAAGUGUUUAGAGUGAAAGGCAGCAUCUCUUUGCCCUUCACACAAAGUAGCUGAACUGCAUUCUGAAAAUAGUGUAAAAUAAAGAGCAUAAUUCAACGCUUCAAACAUGCCAUCCUAAGUGUGAGUUUAUACGUGUUUAGAAAAUGCAGGCUGGUACAGGAACAGGGGAAUGUGAUGUCGGUCUUGUCGGGUUGAUUCAGCUCAAACUAAAAGGAGUUCUUCUGAAGACCUUGUGCUGCUGCUAGCUUGUCCGUGGCAAAGGAGAAAAUUAAUAAUCGGUCAAAGUCCUUAGGUGUAGAAUUAGAACCUAUUUGACUCUUACUGGUAGUAAAUACAGACAGCAAUGCACAUCUUUAUCUUAAUGCCAUUGAAAUAAAUUGAAAGAUGCUGCAAUCAUAUCUGCAAUAAAACAACUCCACAUCCUCUGAAAUCCACUUGUGUGUCUUGGUGCAGAAAUUGGAUAUGUAGUCUUUGGCAAGUAAAUCAGUGUGUGCAUGCAUUAGGCUAGUCAAUGCUUAAAGCAAAAGGUUUAGUGAGUAAUAUUUUCCAGAGAAACUUGAGGAGUUCCAAUAAAUGCACUGUACAUUUUUGUAAGCUGAGUUUUCCCCUCUUUUUUUUGUAAUUUAUUUGUUUUGUAUCUUGUACACUAAGUGCUGACUGACUUGGUCACUUGGCUGUAAAACUGAAUGAGAGUUCCGCUUUUUUGUGAAAGCCAUGUUACAAGAUUUUCCUUUUCUCUUUUGGUCAGUUAUGCUUUAAAGUUGCCCCAAUGAAUGGUUUUCUCAAGAGCUUUGAUGAUUUAUCAGUUAUUUGCUCUUAGAUGAAUUGUAAUGUCUGAUGGUCAUUCUGCAUCUCAGUUUGGCAUUAUUAGACAGUUAGGCUUUUAAACGAGCUGAAGUUUUAUUGCAGUAUGUAUUGUGGCAAUAAGCACGAGUCCUUUGACCUCUUGGAAAAAUCCAGAGAAUGUUGUUGUAUUAAAGAAUAAAGCUAUUUUUCCUGUA